AUGCUAGACUUUGUCCUCCACCCGUCUUCUCCUGACACGAGUGGCAUACCUGUCGAAGAUGAGAGGCUGCAGAAGGUGACGGAGUGGGUGUCCAAGCAGGAAGAUCCCAUUGACGGCGAACUGCUGCCAGAUGCAUCCCAGACCGCAAAGGAGCUUCUGACGAAGGGCCUGUUUAAGGACAAGUUCACCGCGGCUCUCCUUAACGGGAUUGAACCCGAAGAUGGUGGGGGCGUGGGCACUCCGUUCGAGAGCGAGAGCAACGGCGACUGCUUGUUGAAUUCGGUGGCGGCAUUCUUUGCCAAGGAGGGAGGUCGAGGAGUCAGAAGUGCUGUCAAGACAAUGGCGGUGAAGCUUCGACUCAGCGUCGUGCUGUACGGGCUGAAGUACAUGGAGAUAUUUCUGCUGGAGCAGGACGACCAUUUUGGGGCAUGGUACAACUACACGUCGGAUGUGCGGGAAAGGCUGGAGAAGAACGGGUGGCAUGUGGUGCCCGACGUCGACAACAACUGGCACGUCGGGUCGUCAAACUGCGCGUGGCUGAUGUUCCUUGCGCAGCUGCGGAGCAUAGCAAAGCCUGGGGCAUGGCUCCAUCAGUUUGUCUUUCCGAUACUCGCCACAGUCGUCCAAUCUCCUCUGCGAUUGUUUCUGCCAUUGAACACCCUCAACAAUGCUCAGGGAGGGCCUUGGAAGCACACGCUUUUUCUGCCGGCGUGGGAAACGGGGCGCCGCCCCACGCUCCACGUGGCCAUGACCAUGGGUUACAGCUCCAGUUAUCUCCCGCCCUUCGACAAUGCGACUGGAUACCUAGAGUACGUGGAAAACCAGCUUCCCGAGCUAAACCACUUCGUUACCGUGUCUGGUGAUACCGCCAUCGUCGCGAAGGACCUCGCUCUAACGAAAUUCAGGACGUUGAAGAGUAAAGCCAAGGAGGCGGUCACGGCCUCAAAGCGGCAGGUACACGACGCUAUGCUUGGCCCAAAACUGAACGAAUUGACGGCGGACGAGGAGGAGGACGUCCACCGCAGGCUGACGGACGCCCAUACAAGGGCAGAAUCCCACUUCGAGAGAAUGAGGCGAGAGAAGAAGCACAGCGGAAAGCGGCCGCCGCUGCCGAGGAGGCCAGCUUCCGCGACGAGCAACAAAAAAACGGGAGCACCAGUAACGUGGACGGAGGCGAGGACGGCGCGAGCAAGGAAACGAAGCCCGCGAACGAACAAGAGUCGGAAGGAUGCCAAGGCGGGUGUCGAUUCCGCGAACGGGCAGAAGGAAGAGGGAAAGCAGGGUAAGGGAAGGGGAGGGAAGAAAAAGGGUGGGGACGGAGGAAAGAGUGGAAGCAAAGAGGAUGAGAAGGCGCGCGUCGAUCCCGCGAACGGGCGGGAGGCGGAGGGAAAGCAGGGCAAGGGAAGGGGAGGGAAGAAAAAGGGUGGGGACGGAGGAAAGAGUGGUGGCAAAGGGGAUGCCACGGCGGGUGUCAAUUCCGCGAACGGGCAGGAGGCGGAGGGAAAGCAGGGCAACGGGUUUGACGGCAGCACCGCCCCCAAGGGGUGCUUGGACAUCGUACUCGGCACUCGCCUUCACAAUGGUCGUUGGAAUGUGAAGCAGCCAGGGUACGGAACUGUGAUGAAGGUUAACAUGGGUGUCGACCAAAACGAAGUUGAGUCGUACGACGUGCUAAUGGACGACGCCGAGAGCAUCGUUACGAUGGUGGCGCGGUACGUGGAGGUAGACGUCAAGUAUGCCCGAACGCAUGUUGCAUCGGGGAAAGGGUCACCUGCAGGAGAGAGAGGGAGAUCCGACAAUGAAUUGGUCUCACCUGAGAACAGUUCGAAGGAGGAGGAAGAUACCCAGAUACCCGUGGCAACAAACAAUGGCGGUACGUGUACAGGAGAGGGUGUCGACAGGGGUGGCCUUCAGGAUGGUGGAGACAAGAGUAGAAAAAAUGAACAAGACGACAAGCUAUGCGGGACAAGGGGGAUGGUAUCCGUGAAGAAAGAAGGGGGUCAGAGUCGCAAAAACGGAGAUAAAGGCAAAAAUAAGGGAAAUAGUGAUGAGGAAAGCGACAGCAGCAUAGAUGUCGAGAUGGGAUCGGACAAGAAGGGUGGGCAGCGAUCCAAGGCCGGAGUCGGAGGGCGAUACAAGGACACGGGUGAUGAUGAGGAAAGCGACAGCAGUACAGACGCGGAGAUUCAAUCGGAUAAUAAGGGUAGGCAGGGUUCUAAAGCCGGAGCCGGAGGGCGAUCCAGGGGAAAGAGUGAUGAUGAGGGAAGCGGCAGCGGUUCAGAUGGGGGCAAUGACUCCGGGAGCGAGUACAGCGAAGGAAGUGGGGAUGGUUCGGACAGUGACAACAGUGACGCCUCGCAGGAGAUGAGAGAAAGGGGGCAAAAACAACGGAAGCGCAACAGACGGCGAUGAAAGGUAGGCGGGAAGAAGUCUUAAGCAGGGCUGGGGUAGACGGCCUGUGUUGGAAUUAAUAAGUCGUUGGAGCAAUUGUCACCAUCGACAGUCCGUUUACCCCCUCCCUGUCUUUGUCGCCGUGGUUUAGGACGCGAGGAAGGGAGGCGGCGCGAAUCGAGUGGGCCGGGGGGAAGCGGGAAGAAUUGCCAAAGUGGGCCGUUCCUUUGACGUCCUCGGUUCUCCUCAAGAGACUUGGGAUGCUGUGUUCCACACACUACUCGAAGACCUCGGGGCUGAGGGGCACCAAACUCUCCGUAUUAACCGAAAAAGAAAGGUCAGAGCUCUGUGCGCCCUUGCGCAUUGGUAUUUCUGGUCUCCCUUCGUGCCCAACAUAGAUGUAUCCGCACGAUAACCUCGCACCGGCCCGUAACCAAUCAAGGGCGCUCGUUUUUUUUGUCUCUUGAUGCAGACGGCCGACAAAUCGCGACACAAUCUCUGUGAAGUUAUUUGUGCGCAUUCGGGAAGCGUACGCAAGAAAGAUCCGACAAAACAAGAGGUCAACCCCAGGAAGAGAACGUCGAAGAAGGUGUACAACGAAAUGCAGAAGGUAAAUGACGCGGUGCUGUCGUCGUCAGGCCACGGCGUAGGGUGGGACGGCCAUGACGAAGGCAGCGACGAGAACUACUGGGGACCGACAUGCGAUGAAGCGGUGGAUGGCAUACAUCCUGCUGAACCGGGGCGCGCCGCGCAGGAUAGAAGCGCUUCCGACAAGCGUCGAGUCUACGCCCAUCUGAUGGCGAAGAGCAAGGAGCUUGUAGGAGAUAUAAUGAGGUCCGUGCCCCUGCAUCAAGCGCUGUCCGUCCAGGACAAAGUUGGGGACUUUCUCCGUUAUCUUCUCAACUCGUCCGCGGGAGGCACAGGCGUCCAAAAUCCUGGAGAGGCGCCCAAGAAGGGGAGGCCGAAAAAGGACGGUAGAAGGCAACCUCUUCAGCAUCGAUCGGGGGCCAAAGAGGAACCCGGAAACCCGGAGGGGCAGCAAGGAAAGUCUCGUCAGACCAAGAGGAUAAGGGAUUUCAACAACGGGCGCCGGUCGACGAAGAGGAGUAAACACGCGGAGCAGAACGGCACUGGAAUUUGAUCCACACGAUUUCCACGGUAUUCCCCGCGUGUCCUUUUCAGAGAGUUGGGGGGUAUAUUAGAAUGUCCGUGUUCCGGGGGGCAACGAAAUCGGCGUAACGAAAGAGGGUUCCUGGAAUAUACGAGACACCAAAAAUCGGGGACAGCAGGGAGCCACGCCUUGGCUGCGGCUGGCUACAAUCCGUCAUGAACUACUUGUUUCGUGUGGCGAGACACAACCGAACGCUCAUGACCGCAACUGGAGGUUCCAACGGGUUUAACCUGUGGGCGACAACCUUCCUGCUUGCGCUCCGUCUACUUUUGCAUCGCUACUUGCAGCGCGGCGAUGAUGGACGUAUUUUCGUACUUGAUGUAGUC
Ectocarpus siliculosus is the source of this 3888-nucleotide messenger RNA. Lineage: Eukaryota; Phaeophyceae; Ectocarpales; Ectocarpaceae. The record is from the annotation of a GenBank genome assembly.